Molecule: messenger RNA, 1560 nt
Organism: Arabis nemorensis
Lineage: Eukaryota; Viridiplantae; Streptophyta; Magnoliopsida; Brassicales; Brassicaceae
Source: the annotation of a GenBank genome assembly
AUGCGACAAGACGAAGAAAAUUCCGAGGAAGAAUUCGUUGAGAUUGAUCCAACUGGUCGCUAUGGCCGAUAUAAUGAUGUUCUAGGCAAAGGAGCUUUCAAGCAAGUAUACAGAGCAUUUGAUCAACUCGAAGGAAUCGAAGUAGCUUGGAACCAAGUUAAGGUAGACGACAAACUCUGUAGCUCGGAUGAUUUGGAGCGUCUUUACUCUGAAGUUCACUUACUCAAAACCCUUAAACACAAAAGCAUCAUCAAAUUCUACACUUCUUGGAUCGAUCACCAACACAUGACUAUCAAUCUCAUCACAGAAUUCUUCACUUCCGGAAAUCUCAGACAGUAUAGGAAGAAGCAUAAGUGUGUUGAUUUAAGAGCAUUGAAGAAAUGGUCAAGGCAGAUUUUAGAGGGGCUUGUUUAUCUUCAUAGUCAUGAUCCUCCUGUGAUCCAUAGAGAUCUAAAAUGUGAUAACAUUUUCAUUAAUGGAAACCAAGGCGAGGUCAAAAUUGGAGAUCUCGGGUUAGCUGCAAUUUUGCACCGAGCUCGCUCAGCUCAUAGCGUUAUCGGAACUCCUGAAUUUAUGGCCCCGGAACUCUAUGAAGAGGACUAUAAUGUACUCGUCGAUAUAUACGCAUUUGGAAUGUGUUUGCUUGAGCUUGUAACUUUCGAAUACCCUUAUGUCGAAUGCAGGAAUGCCGCUCAGAUUUAUAAGAAAGUUACAUCGGGAAUAAAACCGGCCUCACUUGCGAGUGUGACAGAUCCGCAAGUGAGAAGAUUCAUAGAGAAGUGCAUAGCAAAGGUCUCGGAGCGCUUGUCGGCCAAGGAACUACUUGAUGAUCCCUUUCUGAAAUGCUACAAUGAAAAGACCGAAAUAGUCACAUCUCACAAAGAGAAUGGCUGCAAUGGAAGAGGAGUCGAAGAUCAUCUCUCGGAUUCUGCGGUAGGUCUAUUAACCGUAGAAGGACAACGUAAAGACCUCAAUACAAUCUUCCUAAAACUACGUAUCACCAACUCCAAAGGUCAAAUCCGUAACAUCCAUUUCCCAUUUAACAUAGAGACAGACACAUCUUUCUCAGUCGCUAUCGAAAUGGUCGAGGAAUUAGACUUAACCGAUGAUCAAGACAUCUCAACAAUAGCUAAAAUGAUAGACCAAGAGAUACAUUCACACAUUCCCGAUUGGAACCCUUCUCAUCUCAAUGGAGAUGAGUAUUCAGAUAUCCAAAAGUGUUUGUCUCCUGAAACCCUGCAUUUAGAUAGAUUUCCUUCAGGGAGAAAAUUCUGGUCCUCUCCUAAGGCUGAAGCUGGAGGAGCUUCACGUUCACCGUUCGCGCCACGAUCUAACUCUAAGCUGUCUUUUUCAUCACAAGGACCGGUCAAUGAUCAAGAGGUUGGGAUUCUAGUUGAAAAACUCGAGUCUUUGUUGAGGAAACAGAGAGAAGAGAUUGAAGAGAUGCAGAGAGAUCAAGAACGUAUUGUUUCUGAGUUUUUAAAAGAGUUUCCUCCUGAGAUAUGUGAAGAGGCUUUGGUGAGAUUGCAAUUAAAAAAUUCAGACAGUUUAUCAUGUUAA